Perca flavescens (yellow perch) is the source of this 3798-nucleotide messenger RNA. RefSeq names its product osteoclast stimulatory transmembrane protein (gene ocstamp). Gene Ontology annotation, cellular component: membrane. Lineage: Eukaryota; Metazoa; Chordata; Actinopteri; Perciformes; Percidae. The record is from RefSeq and is a predicted model, not a curated record. The coding region runs from base 51 to 1439 and encodes 462 amino acids. The transcript is spliced from 3 exons.
GAACACUUCCCAAACCUGUUUUUUCUUAAACUCAUAUUGUCGUAGAAAGAAUGCAGUUCCUCAUAGAGAAUAUUAUUAUACCUGUCAGGAACAGAACAGGAUCCUACAGACAGGUUUUAAAAUGUAUCCUGCUUUACCUGUGGGAUGUUUACUCUGCACCUGCACCUGUCAGAGUCAGAGACGUCCUGACUCUACUGUCUCUCUGUGUCACGCUCGCCAUCAUCACUGGCGGCCUGCUUCAUCACUGGCUGUCAACGACUCUGAAAUACAACCAUGAAGCGUCCAUUCAGACUGCCUGCAUCUACAGUGUGGCCAUAUUUCUGGUCUCGUUCCUGUGUCACCCUCUGCGCUGUGUGCUGACCAUGACUCUGCCGACAGUCUGCACCAAACAGGGACGCAAACUCCUCAUCACAGCCUCCGUCAUGAUUGUAGUUUUGAACGUCAUUCCUAAUAUUUCGGUGAACGUAGGGGCGGUCGCUCGCAUCCUGAAGUGCACCGCUGAGGGUUUCACAAAGACUUUAUUAAACUCAUCUGAACCUUUGAACAAAGCAAAGAGAGACCUUGUGGAGGAAACCAUCAAAGUGAGAAGGGAAGACUUGAGCAUUGUCACCAACUUGAGGAAGUUGGAUCACUUCACGCAUGUUGAUGUGUCAGAAGUCAAAAGCAGGUUCACUAAGAUGAUUGCACAGAUAGAGGUCAACUUCUCACAUGCGAGGGGCCUGCUAGAAGAUUACAAACUGCUGUCAAACCGGAUCCUUGCUGCCGUUUUUGUUGCUUUUCUAAUCUUUGAAUCUGCUCGCUACUUAAAAUCUUAUCUGGCAUCAGUUCAGUUUGAUAACGGCUACAUCUCCAAAGAGCUUCAGCAAAAAGUGACUCAUGCUGCUAAAAAUACAACUUGUCCCACAAGCCGCAACAUAACAAGUCAGGAAUGUACCUCCUGCUUCAUUUCACUGGUUGUGGUAACAUUAUAUUUCAUUGCAAUAACUUUAUUAGUAGCUUUGGAUCAUGUUGUGUAUCAUAUAGUUCAGGCGAUUAUGCCAUGGAUACUGGACUUUCCACCGACAUCUGCCAGCAUAAGUGUCAAUUAUAAGGUUCAGUGGUUCCCCCCUGCCCUUUGUAUCAUCCCACAAUCCUGUGUCACGCGGGAGCUCACAAACUUCCACCGGGAUUACAAGUGGACUUUCAACCCCGAGCUAGCGCUCUGUGAUGUGACAACUUCAGCUCCGAACCUGGGAGUCACACUCCUGCUGGGCUGUCUCUGGCUGAUGAGCUACUCUCUGGUGUUCCUCGAGGUUUACGCCAGACGGCUGCGCAGGAAAAUCUCUGCGUCCUUUUUCAGAGAGCAGGAGGAGAGGAGAAUAGUUUACUUGAUGAAGAAAGUACAAGAGAAGCAGAGUAGAAAAGAGCAAAAAGAGACUAUUUGUGUUGAGGUUAGGUGAAUGGUUACAGGACAAUGCUUUGUUUGUCAAAUUUUUCUAAAGAUGUUUUUGUCCAUGCUAGCUGCUUUGCUCUAGGAAUGGCAACGUCGGUGUGUCGGUCCACCACUUCAGGCUGUUCUUGUGAACUAUUUGUACAUAUAGUUUCAAAAAGUAAUGCACUGUAGUCCGUAUGUAUUCCACGUAUUUAUUAGUGUAAACCCCACAUUGAUGUUUACUGUAAGGCAGCCCCCUCUACUGUCUGUAGUAAUUGUAACCAAAACACUGAGUAUGGGACUGUAUAUCGUAGGGAUGAGAUAGAGGUGGUGGAUUGGUCCCAAAACACAGGACUUGAGGGGACCAGUGUUUUUCUAAUCUUAACUAGUUUUGGUGAUAACCUUAAACUAUAAGCAUAGGCCUAACGGUGACCGGUUGUCAUAAUUUCAAAGAUAGAUGAAAAGAAAUCAUUAGAAUAGCUGUGCAUACAUUUUCGUACGAAAUCAAACGAACGCGCAAUGAUGAUAACACAUUGACCACUUUGAUAUUUCAACAAUUAUUUGAUGGAUUUCCAUGAUAUUUUCUACAGACAUAGUUUGGUCCCCAGAGGAUGACUCUGACUAACUUUGGUGAUCCCCUGACUUUUUCUCUAGCGCCAGCAUGAGGUCGAUAUUUAGCGGUGUUAUUGAAAUGUCUCAACAACCACCGAGUGGAUUGCCAUGGAAUUUGGUACAGAUGCUCUGUGCCCAGAGGACGACUCCUCAGGACUGGGUGUAUCCUGACUUGUCACGUAGCACCAACAGCAUGUCAAAGGUUUCACUUGUCCAGUGUAAUCUCAACAUACACUUGAUGCAUGGGCACCAAAAUGAUUACAGAGAUUCAUGGCUCCUACACACUGUAUAGCCUAUCUAAUGAUCCUCAGACUUUCCCCUCUAGUGCAGAGGUUGACGUUUGUGGUUUUGAGUGAAAUGUCUUAACAAAUAACCGAUGGAUUGCCAGUAAAUUUGAUGCAAACAUGCAUGUCCACCUCAGGAUGAAUUGUAAUAACUCUGCUCAUAUCUUAGCUUUUAAUCUAGCGCCAUCAUCAGGUCAAAAUUAAAUUAUCUAAUACUUUACGACCAAAUAUCUGCAGAUCUAAUGACAUUCCCAUCAGCUUCAGUUGUACUUUGUGUUUAUUGUUAAUCAGCAUGCUAACAAAUUAUAGGAUGUCGAUGGUCAAAAUUCUGAGCAUAUUAGCAUGCUGCCGCACUGCUGGACCUAAGUAGCCUCAAAGAGCUGCUAGUGUGGCUGCAUGUAGACUCAGUCUUCUUACCUACAGUAGUCUACAGUUUUUCUUUAAGGUUUGUAACACAUCAUUCUCCACUCUUAUGCUAAGAGUCUGAUUUUGCAAAACAUAAACUGAAGAUAGAGCAUCCUGUGUAACAACACAUUUUCCUGUGCAGGCAUGUCACCACUCAUAAGCGCUCACACUCAAACCUGAUGUGGUUUUUAUAGAUGUGCCACCACAUCUGCUAACUUUGCAUCCUCGUGUGUGUUUGCCUGAAUGAUAACAGGUUUUUUUUUUCAUUCACAAAUGUCACAGAUCUUAUGUUUUACUGUCUGUUUUUUUGUACUGUGUGUGCAGUGUUGUUUUACCUUGUGUGUGGUUCAGUAUGAAUCUGUUAUUUUUAUUUUUUAUUUUUACCCCUGAGCCCCACUAGAUGUCACUAUGGUGCUUUGGACAAAUGAGGAUAGAGAAUAAUACAGUACCUCCUGUCAGAAAAUGAACAGCAAUAUAUUGGAUCUUACAAUGUUUUGAAUAUUUUAUUGACCUAGAUGACUUUUAUAGAUGAAAUGAAUCUGUUUCAUGUGCACAUCCAAUAAUUCACCCGCCUAUUUUAAUCAGUAUGGCCUUACUAAAACUCCCAUGAGCCUUCGGGAGUUUAUUUUAAGACACCAUCCCAGAAUAAUAAUAGAAUACCUCUUUGUCAUCUAGUCUAUUUUUUAUUCUGACUUUUUAUCCACUCAUGAUUGUCUCAAAAUUCAUCAAACUGUGUAAAGAUGAUAGACAGAAAUUAUGAAAUAUUCAUGUAUUUUGUGCUUACUAUGUGUGUCACAGCUCUGGGCUUAUUGUUGGAAAGGCAGUGAACUGAAAGAUUAUUAAAAAUGUAAAUCAAAUGUAGCUCUUAACAUCCAAUUUUCCCAUUUUCAUUCUCUUUAAAUAGCUUUAAGGGUGGAAAAAUCAACUUUUUUACACUAUCUGACACUAUCACACUGUACAUGUUUGUUGCAGCUCUUCAUUGAAGAUUCUAUGCAAUGUUUACAUUAAGUUAAAUAUUAAGACUCAAAUAUUCGAGGUAUCUUACAUUUUAUAAACAUUACCCUAAAAUGUAGCCUGGCAUGUUUU